AUGGCAGAGAUAUAUGCUGAUGCGGCUGCUGCCGCAGUGGGUGCCGAUGAUAGUGAUGAGGAGCUUGGAGCUCCUGCUGGGGCAUUUGUGCCUCCUGGGAACCCGUUUUCCCCAGCGUCUGCUGCAAGCAGAGCACCGCCGAACGAGGAGCGGUUGAUGCAAGUGUUGGAAAACCUGACAACCCUUGUUUCCAACAACACUGGAGCGCCUAGGGAGCAGGCGAUCCGAGGGCGCGACCUUGCAAAGGUCCUCAAGGCUCCUGAGCCUUUCCGUCCCAAGGACCGGGAUGCAGAGCUUUCACUGUGGGCUAAUUGGUCUUGGGAGUUGGAACAGUACCUGUCUUGUCUUGAUCGAGCAUUUGGCGUGGAGCUUCAGACAAUCCGUCGUAGGCCUGCCAAUCCGAUUGCACUUGCAUCCUUGACUGAAGCUGAAGCAGACAGGUCCCGACUUCUUUACGGUGUCUUAGCCGGGCUCUUGCAUGACAAAGGCAAGCGAGUCUUGAAAUCCUUGACAGAUGCAAACGGGUUUGAGGCAUAUAGAAUCCUCAGUCAAGAUUUAAUGCCGAGUUCGCGCAAUCGCAUUUUGGCGCUGUUGCAAGCAAUACACUCGUGGCCCGCAUUUGACAACCGGACCGGCCUUAUGACCCAACUCACCCGCUUCGAGAGUGCGGUGAAUGAAUAUGAAGGCUUGACUGGCACUAGCAUGUCAGACGACAAUCGUUUGGCCGCCGUUCUUCGAUGUCUGUCCGGACAACUCAGGACCCAGGCCACCGUCUUGAUCACAGAAAGCUCCACGUAUCAGGAUCUUCGGAAUUUGAUUGAGCGCUGGGACACUUCCCAGACAAAGUGGAGCACUUCGAUUGCCAGCACGUUUGGCAUUGCAUCUUCGUCCUCAGGCGGUCCCGCGCCCAUGGAGAUUGAUCGUGUGCAGCCGUCAGACAGUGCAAGCCAGGCUGCAGCAUCGAGCACGGCAACCACAGCCGUUCGCCGUGUGCAGGUCUUUGAUCUUGGUGACACGUCAAGCUGGUUUGCAGGCGGCCAUGUGCGUGCCGUUAUAGCCGAGCCGGGUUUGAGAGCCAAGGCAAUCCAGUGCCCCACAGGUUGCAUGCCGAGAGGGAUUUCAGAAUUUUCAGAUUUUGAUUUUCUUGAUGCAAUGCGUGCCAGCCACCUUGGCUUGGGAUAUCCAGUUUCAGAUGUCUUGACAAUUUCGGGAGUUGAGCGCUUCGAGUGUUCGGAUGGCUUGAGCGAUUGUCUUGAUAACAUUUUCAACGGGUUUGAGAGCCGAGGCAAUCCAGUCCCCACAGGUCGUUUUGAAUUUUACGAUCAGUGCAGCGUGCCAGAGGGUCCCAUUUUGCUUGAGCAAGAUCAGUGCAGCGUGCCAGAGGGUCCCGGGUCUGAGUGUGACCACAGCUUCGACAUGUCAGCUUGUGAUGCCAAUGCAGGGUCGUGGUGCAUAGCUGCAUCGACCUUUGACCUUCAGGACGAGUCAGACUGCAGCGGGAUUCCUCAGUUUGUGUGCGCAGUGCAUUCCAUUGACAUGUUGGUGCACGACUCAGAAGCUCAUGAGAUCAUCCUUGACAGUGGAGCAGACAUGAGUUGCCUGCCACUUUGCUAUGCCACGCAUGGCACCAGUCAGGGCGCCGGAGGCUUGGCAUUGAAAGAUGCACAGGGCGAGCCACUUGCUGUGAACGAUUUGAGAGAAGUUGAUUUCGUUUUGCAGAGUGAGGAAGGUGAGCCGAUUGUGUGGCGAGAAGUUUGCGCGAUUGCACCUGUCACUCAGCCUCUCUUGUGCAAGGGCAAGCUCAUGCGUGCUGGGUGGUGGCCACAGCGCAGGCCCACCAUGUGUCUUGAGCAUGACAGUGGCAUCCGAGUGCCGAUGAGCUUCAAGGGCAAUUCGCUAUGCAUCAAAGCUGCCAUUUACCGUGUCGGUGAGCAGUCUGUGAAUCCUGCACUCCAUGUCAGGUUUGUUCAAGCAACGAUUGAUGCCAGCAUGAUUGAUGCACCGUUUGGAUGGCAGAUGUCAGAGCAGGGUGAUAUGUUCUUCCGCGGCCGAGGGUCGCACUUCAUCGAUCCUUCCAUCGUUGCCCCUGUUGGGUGGCCAUGCAGAACCACGCUUGUGAAGCCGUGCCGAGACGGCUACGACCACUGGCUCCUGCUUGAACACUGUGUGAGCUGGGGCGAGCUUCAGGAGUUGUCUGCUGUGCUACCGCACGGGGAAUGCGAUGUUGUGUGUGUGCUCACGACUGAUCGAACACCGCUUGAGGACAUGAUGAUCGUGCCAAGCAGGUCAGUCAAGGAUUACAUCAGUUGGAGCGGGCCGCAGCCAGCAGAUCCCAAUGCAGGGGAGCUUGAUGAAUAUGAGCCCAGUGAUGAUGGAAUGGCAGAGGCUUUCGAGCCCGCCGAAGUGAGUGUGUCUCCCUUGCCUGAUGUUGAAGUUGCAGAUGCGCCGAUGCCGGAGCGCAAGAGUGAGCGAGAUGUUCUGGUGUAUGAUGGCGUCGAGUUGUCUUUGGCAUCGACCUUGAAUGUCAUCAGAGCUUCGUGCAAGGCUGCUGGUCUCUCCCAGUCUGGGAGCAAGCAGCGCUGUCUUGACAGGUUGAAGUGUUAUCUUGAGAAGCAGGACAUUGCUCUGAAGAGUGAGGUUGCUCAAGCAGUCGAAGGCGACAGCACGCGUGUUGCAAAAGGUCAGGCAAUGAACAAAGAGCCAUCGAAGGCCGAGCGUGAUUUGCACAAUCUCACGCACUGGCCUUUCCAAGGCUGGUGUGAUCACUGCUUGUCCAUGCGCGGGCUUGAGGACCGGCACCAGUCGAUCCCAGACAGUCCCGACCGGGACACUCCAAUUGUAAGCUUCGACUUCUGUUACACUUCCGUGACCACAGAUGAUUCAGACCUUCAGCACCACAAGCUCACAAUUUUAGUAGCGCACGAUACAGCGACAGGUUCAGUUUUUGGACUUCCGGUUGCAAGCAAGGGUAAAGAUGAUUUGAAAUUUGCAGCGAUCGAACUGACCAGAUUUGUGCAGUCGCUGGGGCAUAACACGAUUGCCCUCCAGACCGACAAUGAGCCGAGCACUGUCGCGCUGCAAAACUUGAUCAUCGGUGUCCGAACAAGAUUGAACUUCAAAACCGUUGUGCGCAAUGCUGCUGUCGAGUCCCAUGCCUCCAAAGGGUAUGUGGAAAAGACGGUUGAUCUGCUGCGAGGGCUUUCCAAUGUUUUCCUUGACCAGGCCCGUGCCAAGUUCGGUUUAGGCCCUGAUGACCUAGGACCCAGUCACCCCUUGAUGGCAUGGAGUUACGUGCAUGCAGCUUUCAUCCUUAACAGGUUUGCUGUCAGAGGAGGUGCCACCGCUUUUGAGCGAGCAACCGGGUUCAGGUAUUCAGGCAAGCUUGGAAUGUAUGCCGAGCCCGUCUGGGGCUACCGAAAAGGGAAGCACAAAGGCGACCGCCGAUGGCACAGAGCCCUCAUGCUGACUAAGAGUCCAAGCAAUGACAUGUAUGUGUUGUGCAACUCUGCAGGAGUGUGGCUCACCAAGUCAAUCAGGCGAAAUGACAAGCCGUGGGAGUCCGAGCAGAGUCUGGCGAUUGAUGCCAAAGGAUUUCCUUGGGAUUAUCAGCUUGGUUUGCUUGGCACAAAGGUUGUUCCACAGGCUAGGCAUCGCGUGCCCAAGCCAGCUGACAAGGGUGAGCCCGAUGCUCCCCAAGGUGAGGUUCAGGUUGAGGCGCCAAGAAUGCCAGACAUGCCGGCCAUGGCGGGGAUCCCUCCUGCACCUGUGCCAGCUGAGUCAGUGCAACCGCCAAGCGUUGCGGCGGGGACCCCAGCGCCUUCUUCGAGAGCCACGCUUCUUCUUGACCGGUCUGAUCGUGCUCCGACAAGUGUUGUUGAGCCUGCUGCAGCCCCAGCGCCGCUUGAGUCACCAAUGGAAGUUGCUGCUUCUGAUCCGCCGUCUCCUGAAGGCGGAACGCCGGUGAUACCGAUGACAGAUGAUGAUCUUCUCAUCGAUGUUGCAAAGCGGGCGCAAGAUGCUAUCGAUCCGCAGCCCAGUGGGCAGGCAUCCAAGUACCAGCGCAUCGCCAGGGUUGGCGCUGAGGAGCUUCCCAUCAAUGAUGAGGUUCUUGAAUCAGCCCCUGAGUGGGAGGAUGCUGAAAGGUAUCUUGAGUUGUCAGAUGAGGCUGCAGCUGAAUGGGAUGUGACCAACACUGAGGACAGCCAUGCCCUUGACAACGAAGAGUGUCUUUGGUAUGAUUCGAUCCCUGAUUUGUCCGAGCAACAGCAAGAGGAGCUUGAUCGAAUCGCUGAUUCUUUCGAGGUGCAGCGCUUGCUUCGCAAAGGCGUCCUUGAGGAGAUCGGGGAUGAAGUGGACACGUCGGACCACAAGGAAUUGUCUUCGAAGUUCGUGAGGACAUGGCGUAAGAAACUGCACAAAGACAAGAUGAUGUACUUUAGACGGUCCAGGCUGGUAGCUCGCGAGUACCGGUGGCUGGAGCGGGACAGAGAGGAUCUUUAUGCACCAGCAACGUCAGCCAUCACCACCAAGCUUUUGCCGUGGCUGUAUUGCGAGCUCAGCCGGCGAGCCAGAGAGUCUCCUGAUGAGCGUCCCAUGCUGGCCAAGAUCCCUGGAUUUGCAAGCCGAAUGCGGUUUCUCAAGAUGCUCCCUGGACAGCGGGACGGGACAGCCCGAUGGCAUCAAUUCAUCAUGAACUACAUCCGCGAGGAGCACAAGCUCACAAGCUGUGCUGAGUGCCCAUCGGUGUAUAAGAUCGUUGAUCCCAAGGGCCGUGUAAACCCCGGGUUGAUACAUGUAGAUGACUUGUGCCUGGUUGGGUUUGUCCAGUGGCUUCUUAAAGAGCUAGUCCCAAGCUUUGAGAAAACCUUUGAAGUGUCCUACGAGGUAGCCUGCAUGCCUGGAGACAGCUUCAAGUUUCUUAAAAGAGAGCACAUAAUUCUUGAUGAUGGGAUCUUGAUAAAGCCACUUGCGGACCAUGCUGUGAAUAUGGCAAACCUUCUUGAUGUGCCGUUGCAUCGGAAGUUCCCUACGCCGUGCACCAAGGAGCUUCUCAUGCCGGAUGCAAGCAAGGAGCUGGACUCUGCUCGAGCAGCCAAGUACCGCAGCGCCGUUGGGAUAGGCAUGUAUGUGUCACAGGAUCGGAGUGACAUUGCUUUCACGGUGAGGGUGUUAGCCCAGAACCUUAAAGCACCGACCGAGCGCGGCUGGCAGUUUGCGCAACGCCUUGCAGGGUAUCUUGUUGGAACGGCCGGCUACGCAAGCAAGGUGCAUGCCAAGGGCGAUCGAGCAAGCAUUCUUGAGCCACCUGAUGCCGAGGAGUGUCUUGAUGGCGUUCGGCUAGAGGUGUUCUGUGAUGCAGACUGGAGCGGCAACAAGCAGACUCGCCGGUCGAUGAGCAGCAGCUCGUUCUUUUUGAACAGCUGCUGCGUCUAUACUUCCUGUAAGAGCCAACGCUGCGUAAGCCUCAGUAGUGCGGAAAGCGAAUUUUACGCCCUGGUGUCCGCGGCGUGCGACGGCAUCUACCUGAAAAGGGUUCUUGAAUACCUGCUUGAACUACCGGUAGAUCUUCUGAUGAGGACUGAUAACAGCUCCUGUCGCCAGAUAUCUUUGAAGCAGGGUGUAUCAAAGAUCAGGCAUCUUGAUGGAAGGUUUCUCUGGAUACAGGAGAAGACAGCCGAUCGCACACUCCGCGUGCAGCCGGUCGAUGGGAGGAGGAACCCAUCAGAUCUGGGAACCAAGGUUCCGUGCUCAGGAUCCCGCCUACGUGCUUUGUUGUGCAUGCAUGACUUUGUGUACUGUGCGGGUGACUGCAUAGAGGAGGUAGGCCGUGCAGAGCAUGAUGCGUUGUUGGAGCAGUUGCAGCGUGAGCGUGAAACACAGAGGGUUCGCAGACUUGUGUGUAAGACGCUAAAGAGCAACGGGAUGCAGAGCUUCAACGCUGCAAUGAUGGUGAUGAUGCUAUCGCUUGUGCAAGGUGCCGAGAGCAGUGGUACCAGGCGUGAGGUCGGUGUGCAGACCGAUGAUGAUGCACGGUGGGCGCAGUCGCUGGCCGUCUUGGUGAUUUGCACAUGUGCUAUCCUUCUUGCCUUGAAAUCUUUGAGCCUUGGGCGGCUAUGGACCACAGAGGGCAAUGAAGAUGACAUCACCUUGAACGUGAGCAGUGCCAGCACCUCCACCGAAGAAGUUUAUGAGCAGGGAACCGACGGUUGGUGGAAUUGGGUUCCAUUGACUUUCACCUGCAGCCUUUCAGCGUUCUGCCUGGCAAUCAUGAUGUGCCUGCGACGGGUGCGAGCCGCACUGCAUGCCGCUGAGCAGGAGAACGAGCGCUUGAGCAGAUUGAUCGCUGAAAUGAACUACGACCGUAUCGCUUGGGGAGAAUACCACGAGGCGAAAGAUCGAACAAGAGAGAGAACGCUGCCAAUGCCAGAGCCGAACCGUGCUAUCUUCAUAGAUGGCGAUGCCGCACGCGGUUCCAACGAUGUGAUCCAGCAUGUGCCUGAGUUGCAUGUUUAUUGCACUUUGAGACGAGGCAAGUCGUACCACAAAAGUAGGAAUUGUACUUGUCUGAACAAUGCUGAUGAGAUCGUGAAGCUUGGAAUCGCCACAGCCCGUGAGCGAGGUUACAAGCCGUGCGGAAGUUGCUUUGGUGGCAGCAAGAAACAAAAGUGA
Symbiodinium sp. CCMP2592 is the source of this 6669-nucleotide messenger RNA. Lineage: Eukaryota; Dinophyceae; Suessiales; Symbiodiniaceae. The record is from the annotation of a GenBank genome assembly.